GUACGUUAUCACGUGACCAACCGUGCGUGGUUUCAUCAAAACAAAUCGGAAAAAACUUUUGUUUAACGUCUUUCAGAAUAAAUUCCAACUUUAUUUUAUGCAAUGAACCUAUAAUUUGUGUUAAUUUUUAUAUUUUGGAGUACUUAGUUUUUUUAACCGAUAAGGGUUUCAACACUUUAAUGACGUAUUUUCGUUAAUCAAUGUAUUAUCGAGCAUUUGUUGAAGUUUAAUGACAUUGAUUCUGAAUAUUUAUGAUUGUUUUUGAUGAAUAAGAUGAAAGAUUGUUGAAACGGACAGCAAUAAUGCCUGUUAGAAUUGAAAACCACAAGGGUUCAAAGGCUCAGGAUGACGAAGUUGAUGAUGACGAAUAUGAAACCGAAGAAUCUGAAUCAGAUAGUGACAACGAAGCACAGAAUCACGCUCGUUCUAGAGCUCCAAAGAAGAUAAAAAACAUUGUUUGGACUGGUUAUGCUAAGAAAACUCCAGUUCUACUAUUCAGUGCGGAGUCCGUAGUUACUAAGAACCCUGAUGCAAAAAUUGUUGGAGAACGUUAUCAUAUGGCAUUUAAAUUUGUUAGAACGGAAUGUAAACUAGUUCGUAAUGUUCUAAGUGCUCACGGCUUCCAUGAGGCUCAUCCAAAUAGUAAUGAAUUUAACAUAAUGUGGACAGGAUCUCACUUAAAACCGUACAUACUAAGAGGUCUGCAGGAAUUUCAAAAAGUUAACCAUUUUCCACGUUCUUACGAAAUUACACGCAAAGAUAGACUUUUUAAGAAUAUUCAAAAACUUCAACAAACCAAAGGAAUUAAACAUUUUAACUUUGUUCCACCAACUUUUGUUAUGCCUAGUGAAUUCCAAGAUUAUUGCAAUGCAUUUCAAAAGGAUAAAGGCCCUUGGAUAGUCAAACCUGUUGCCUCAUCGAGAGGAAGAGGGAUUUUUCUAGUCAAUCAUCCUGAACAGGUUCCUCUAGAUGAAACUGUUGUAGUAUCGAAAUACCUAUCCAAUCCACUUUUAAUUGAUGGUUUUAAGUUUGAUGUUCGCUUAUACGUUGCUGUUACAAGUUACGAUCCAUUAAUUAUAUAUCUGUACGAGGAAGGUUUAACAAGAUUUGCUACUAUGAAAUAUCAAAAAGGCAUAAAAACGAUAAGGAAUCAGUGCAUGCAUUUGACGAAUUAUAGUGUAAACAAAAAGAGUAAUGCAUACGUGUCAAAUGAUGACGCGGAUGUUGAAGAUUAUGGCAAUAAAUGGUCUUUGGGUGCUUUGCUGCGAUACUUGAGGUCACAAGGAAAAGAUACUACUGCACUAAUGAUGAGAGUGGAAGAUGUUAUUGUUAAAACUCUAAUUGCCGCAGAACUACCAAUAGCAACUGCUUGCAAGAUGUUUGUUCCUUAUAGAGGCAACUGUUUCGAAUUAUAUGGUUUCGAUGUCCUAAUCGAUGAUAAUUUAAGGCCCUGGGUGCUCGAAGUCAAUUUAUCUCCCUCUUUAAAUUGCGACGCCCCAAUCGAUCUGAAAAUAAAAUCCAAUAUGCUGGCUGAUUUAUUUAGUCUUAUAGGAUUUGUAUGCCACGAUCCCCUGCAGCGACACAUGCAACAAACUCGUAGAAAUCAGGAAUUCUUAACAAAGGCGUCUAGGCCUCAGAGAACUACUCGCGGCUUAACUUUAAAGAGACCUCAAUCAGCUAAUAUGGAAGCUGGACGCUUAGCUACCGCCGCUCGCCAACCAAAUACCAAGGGACCAUUUGCAGGUUUAACUAGUGAGGAAAUACGUAUUGUAAGAAGAGCUAAAGAAGAGAAUAAUAGAAGAGGAGGAUGGGUGAGGAUAUUUCCAACACAGGACUCGUGGGAGUUGUACGGCAACUUUCUACAAUACUCAAGCAAUAAUAAUUGGACUCUAUUUCAACACUUUUAUCCUGAAAAAGCAAUGCAACUGCCUAGUAAGGCCACUUCAGCUAGUACGUCAUCCAGCUCAAAUAGGAUUAAAAUCUUGCAUACUGCUCCCUACCCACAAAUGCAUCUAAGUAAUGAAGCAGAUGAAUAUAAAUGCAAUGCUUUGGAAAGAUCCACGCAAUACGAGAGGAAAUUGAGCUCAUUGAAUCUAAACACAAAGAAGAAGAGAUCUCAUUCUUCUUGUGCACCCGAAAAUAAGACCACAACCUAUCCGUCAUCUAUGAGACCGCCUAGCGGUUUACUGGGCCGUAACACAUUACCUCAAGGAAUUGCUACAACUAACAUAAGUGAUACCAAGUCUGCCUCUAGCAAUAAAAAUGAUAAUAGAGAAGGUCAGACUAAAAAAGAAGUGGUUAAACAUGAGAGGAGCGAAGACAAAUUGAACGUUCAAGCCAAAUCGGCUAAUUCAAAUGCCGCGCAAGCCAGUGAAAAAAAAAAUUUGAACGGGGAAAGCCAACAAAAGAAUGGCAUAAUUGCGCACAAUGCUCAAGCACUUAAUAAUAGGAAUGAAAUUAACAACAAUAAGCUGCAAAAGUUGCUUAGCGAAUUCAACGUGGUUGAACAACUUCAUAGGGGGAAGACACUAACCAAAAUACAAGCGCGUCACGCGUUCGCCACGUAUUUGAGAAGAGUUGAAGAAAGAUUAAACUCGGAAAGUAAAGGAAACGAUGAAACUUUAUCGGAAGAAGAUAAUGACAGUGCAAAUGAACAAAUGGAUCUUGUUCUGCGUUUCCUGAAACGAGCUGCGGGAAAUUUGCAGUGUUCGUUCAAAGUAACAGUUCCAUCCAAGAGUCUACCUUUGUCAUCAAGGAGAAAGAUUCUUUCAAAACAACUAGCUGAAUUCGUGAAUCUCUACAGCAACGAAACAAAUCAGAUGAUAGUCAGACAACAGAUUGAGAAACAACAUAAAACUCCGUUAUUCAGUCGUAGCAAUACCCAGAUUAAUGAACAUUUAGACGAUUUCAUGCUCACUGGUUGGGUCGAUAGCGCGUCCGAAUCGGCUUUAGAAGAAGUUCUAACAACUUAUACGAAGUUGCACAGGUCCGCUAGUAUAUUUUUGGGCAGUACAGCUAAGGUAGAACAGUCUCCCAGACCUCCUCAUCUCCCCGCUCACCUAAGACGCGUUCUAAAGCAACCCGAUUCUACAUCCGAACAGAAUGAAAACAAUACGAAGAAAAAGCUGGAAGAUGAACCGAAACAUGACGAAACCAAUGGCAGAAUAAUGAGAAGAUCCCAAUCCUUGACAAGAAAUAAACCAUAUUCUUUCAAUUAUGAAAACUAUACUAUUGGAACGGCCUACUUGCCUAAAGCUGAAGUCGUUAAACAUAAUACAAAUAGGAAAAAUGCAGAAGAAGAGCAUAAAAGUAAAAAAGUUACAAAAAGACCAAGUUCGGCAGUUGCUCAAUCAUCAUAUGAAACAGCCGUGGCGGUUUACACAAAUCAAAGACAGACCUUAGCGACUGUUAUAAAGCAUCGACCGGCGUCCUCAAACCUUCAUCGCCCAUCAGGUCGGUAG
Molecule: messenger RNA, 3461 nt
Organism: Dimorphilus gyrociliatus
Lineage: Eukaryota; Metazoa; Annelida; Polychaeta; Dinophilidae
Source: the annotation of a GenBank genome assembly